UUUCAUCUUGCCACUUGUUGAGCUCGAAGAGUUUUCUUCUUCUCCGGCCAUGUUCUCUUAAUAAUGCACACACUUGGUUGGUUGAUUACUUUUCCCGUUUCUUUUAUUGUCCGCAACACCGGAGGGAAAAAUAUACAUCCAUUUUUGGCAGUUCGCGCUUCACAACAACAAGGAACAGGAAGUGAAGUCAUCUAUGAUCACCAAAAUAAAAUCAUUUCCAAAAUAAAAUGACAAUCAGAAAACGUCUUUUACAACACAAGAUAAAUUAAUAUAUUUGCUCAUGAGAACACAAAUCUAACACCACUCAAACCAGAAUCCCUGGUUUUGCACAUCAACAUCACAGAUUUUUACAAUUAAAGUUUAUAACAGAGACAUGUUAAAUGUUAAGCACUGAAAACAGCUUGGUUGUUGUUGUUUGGAACCUCAUUUAAUGCUUGUUGUUUUGCUGCCAUGGUGAUGCCUCCAGGGGAAAACUAGUACACUCUGCAGUCUUUGAUGCUAAAAUGACAUCACAGCAUUUAAACAUCUUUUGAAUGAAAACAUCAGCAUAUGAAAACAAAACUGCAGAGACACUGCAACUGCAUGAAAGCAGAGGACUAUUUAGUGAAAUUUCUACGUUUCCCUGAGGAUUUACUGCUCUGUAAUUUACCAAGAACUAAAACAAAAUGAGUGGAAGAGGAGAUGGAUCAUACAAUAACCGUAAUGGCCAACAGGUUAACCCAGAAAAUCUUCCAAGUGGAGAUCAGGAACCAGCUUAUGAACCUCAUGGUGGACGCCUUGGCUUACUGAACAGUCUUUUUCUUGCUCUCUAUAAUACUUUUUGGAGGAUGAAUGAAAUAUUAGAUGUAUUAUAUGCAUCAGAUGAUGACCUUGGCAUUGACUUUGACAAUGUCAAUGACGGCAAUGUCAACAAUGUAAACAUUCCCAAUAUUAAUGUAAGGGACAAUAAUGCCAAUGAACUGCAUGAUGAUCAAAAUGCUGUUAUUGUUGGCAUUGAAAAUGAGGAUUCUGAUGAGGCAUUUGAAGACUGUGAGGAUGUUCACCAGUACAUCCCAGAAGAGGACCCUCAGCCAGGUGUAUCCAGGAGGAGGUCUAGAGAGAUGGAUGAAGAAGAUGUGGAACCAAGCAAAGAAUCAGAUGGAGCGAGGAGUUUUCUGAUGACGACUCUGACUUCAUCUCUGCUUGUGACACUGAUAGCGAGGGCUGUCCUCAUGUUGGUAAUAUUGCUGAUGAGGACAUCAAAGAACCGCUGCCUGGUGGAUCCACAAAAAGAUCCAGAGAGGAAGAUGUAGAUGAAGAAGAGCAUAAUGGCAAAAAAUCCAGGCUUUCAAACAGUAGUGAUGAACUUUUUGAAGAUGCACUUGAAGAGCUUGACAACCAUGAAGCUGGAGGCUCGAGGAAGCGGUCCAGAGACGAUUUUGAGGAAGAAGAGGAAUACGUGCGUGUUUGCAAAUUUCGGAGGAGUUCAAAUGAGUCCACCAGCACCAGUGAUGACAACUAACACUAUUUCGACGGGAUUUUUCAGUAUCCUUUUAGUAGGCUGAUGGCCUACUCAGCUGACUCUGAAUCCUCCUCCUAUUGUUAUGCUGCAAUAAGCUGGGCAUACACUGUGCGAUUUUUUUUCAGUUGCGUUAUUCAGCUACUGCUCAAACUGCACGAUUGACUCGCAGGGGUUCAUAGGUCACGAUGCAGGGUCUCACGCUAUACGGCCCGAUG
Messenger RNA from Oreochromis niloticus (Nile tilapia), 1716 nucleotides. RefSeq lists its product as uncharacterized. The coding region runs from base 666 to 1292 and encodes 208 amino acids. Lineage: Eukaryota; Metazoa; Chordata; Actinopteri; Cichliformes; Cichlidae. The record is from RefSeq and is a predicted model, not a curated record. The transcript is spliced from 3 exons.